This is a messenger RNA of Microbotryum saponariae, 1376 nucleotides long. NCBI's taxonomy places the organism in Eukaryota, Fungi, Basidiomycota, Microbotryomycetes, Microbotryales, Microbotryaceae. The record is from the annotation of a GenBank genome assembly.
AUGGCCUCACCGUCGUCAUUCUCUUCCCGUUUUGAAGAGCUACCACCCUCGCCCACGUCGUCGACGCAUAGCUUUCAUUCGACCGACGACUUUGAUCAAUCAACACCAGAACCGCCACCACCCUCAACGUCAUCGACCACCACCGCUCGAGCUCAACCGAACCCAUCAACUCGGGAACAAGCCAAGCCGAGUACGAGCGAAGGAGAACCGUUGGGGCAAGAUGAGAAUGAUGAGGAAGACGACGACGACCCCGAUCAUGACCACGACGACUCGGUGUGGUGGACACCCUCCGAGCUGAGAGCAAGUUCCGGCUUACUAUUUCUUGAUGUGACUAUCGCUUCAGCCGCUUAUCAAGCCAAUCUCAUCCACAGGACAUCCUCGAUCGGUCAUCCACCUUCAAAACCCGGGGCAACACCCUGUUUGGCAAAGGCCAAUGGCAGGAAGCUCUGGACUGCUACCGAGAGGGGCUCGUCGAAUUGCCCGUGCGCACCAAGCCGGGCGUCAAGAUCGUCAAGGGCAAGCAAAAGGAAGAGCAAAAGCAAGGCGAGGAACAGUCAAACUCGGCGGAAAACAUUCUCGACGGUGUCGACAAGCUCAACCUCGAGGAAGAGCCGGUCACGGAAGCGGAGCAAGAAUCUGAUCCCGAAGAGGUCGAACUCGUCGAAUUGAGAUCCGUCUUGUUCGCCAAUGUGGCUGCAUGCUGCUUGAAGAUGGUCAGUGACGUCUGGAUUCCGAGUUUCAAAGCCUGAGCUUUGCGACCAACGAGAUAUCUUGUCCCACAGGAACGAUGGAAGGAAGCGGUCGAGGCCUGCGACGAAGGUGAAUGUUUCUGUAAGGGCUGGUCUCAGCUGACAUAAGCUCACCCUAUGUUCCAAUAAUCGCAUAGCACUCGAGGAGAAACCCAAAUACAUGAAGGCCCUCCACCGACGUGCACUCGCGAACGAGCAGCUCGGCACCUGGUCCUCGCUCACCUCGGCUCUGGAGGGUAAGCAUCCUACCAAAGCAUCGAACGAUCAAUCGCGAUAGGUACCAACACGGCUCUUCUUUUAUCCUACAGACUACACCGCCUUGUCCGCCCUUCCCGAUCUUUCACCCUCCUUCAAGCAGCAGAUCAAAUCUGCGCAAACGCGCUUGACCCCAUUAGCCAAGGCACAGCAAGAGAAAGAGCAGGCCGAGAUGAUGGGCAAGCUCAAGGAUCUGGGAAAUACUGUACUCGGUGAGUAAACCAGAUCCGGUUUGAAAGAGGGCUGCUGGAUUAAUGCUAAGGCCGAACUGGGAUGGCAUUCUCCUUCGCAGGCAAAUUCGGUCUGUCGACGGAGAACUUCAAAUUUGUCGAGCAGCCGGGUGGAGGAUACAGCAUGAACUUUCAGCGAUAA